Messenger RNA from Gaeumannomyces tritici R3-111a-1, 1158 nucleotides. RefSeq lists its product as hypothetical. Gene Ontology annotation, biological process: mitochondrial translational initiation; translation. Lineage: Eukaryota; Fungi; Ascomycota; Sordariomycetes; Magnaporthales; Magnaporthaceae. The coding region runs from base 177 to 899 and encodes 240 amino acids. Gene Ontology annotation, molecular function: structural constituent of ribosome. Gene Ontology annotation, cellular component: ribosome; mitochondrial small ribosomal subunit. The record is from RefSeq and is a predicted model, not a curated record. The transcript is spliced from 2 exons.
UUUCGAAGCAUCUGAAUUUGCCAGCCUUGGCUACCACGACGGAAAAGGCAGCGCCCAUCCUCCAGCGUCCCGCAGACCAAGGAAGCUUAGGCAAGAUACUGUCUACAAGCGAAACCCGAGCCGACCAGACACAUCUACACCAAUCAGUCCGGGCCGGCUGAGCCUACCCUACCACCAUGGAGGUCAGGCACGCCGUCCAGGGCGUCCUGCGCCUGGCGGCCUUUUCCCGCACAGCCUCGCCAGCCGCCCUGCUGGCCCCGCGCCAUCACACGCCCUUCCUCUCCGCCAUACGCCACCAGUCCACAGCAGCCGCCGCCGCCGCCGCCCCGGGCACCCCCACGCAGACACCCGCCCGCGAGGCAACAGAUACGCCCUCAUGGUUGCCGCCCGGAAAGCCCGACCCCUCCGAGACGACCCCAGGAGUAUACAACACCCCAUCCUGGGCGCGGCGCAAGUCACCCACUGCCUCGUCGGGCGGCGGCACCAUCGGCGGGGGUACGAGAACGGUCAUGGACCGGCUCAGCCUGCCGCGGGACACGGGCUCCAACCCCUUGAGCGCGUACGUCUCCAACAACGUCAUGACACGCGCGCCGGGCGCCUACUUCAGCGUCAACGACUUCAUGGGCCCGCCCGAGGAGCGCGAGCGCCGCCGCCUGGUGCCGUCGCUGGGUCGCGAGGUGCCCGUCAACGCCCGCGUCGACCCGGCCCGCGCCUUUGCGCUGCUGUCCAUGUCGGUGCGCUACAACAAGAUGCCCAAGGACGUGCGCCUGCAGCGCUUCCACGAGCGGCCCGGCAUUAAGCGCAAGCGCCUCAAGAUGGAGAGGUGGCGCGCCCGCUUCAAGUACAGCUUCCGCCACACCGUCAACCGCGUCAGGGAGUUGGCCAAGCAGGGGUGGUGAGGGGGGGAGUGUGUGGAUGUGGGAAUGUCGGCGGGUAUCCGCUACGAGGAGCACGACUCCGACCCCGACGAGAUGGGUCUGUAUAUAUAAAAAUUGUAGCUGUAGCUGAAUAGGCAGCAAGAUGCGAUCUUUGGUUCCUGUUUUCGCAUGCUAUGUGCGGACCGGUGCGAAGCACAGGAAGGUCGGAUGUCUCAUAAGUUCGUUUUAGCAUGGCCUAUUCGUUUGCACUAUUCUUGGAACCCUGGAGUAUCCGCACAUG